UGAGAGCUGUCACAGAAAGUUAGCGCUAGCUGGAUAAUGAAGAGCUCCAGCUGACUGACAGUGUCCCUAAAGAUAUCUGUGGUUCUUUUAAUACGUUUUCUGUGUGCUGGUUGACUAGAACAGUGUUGUGAACAGGGCGCUAUCAGCUGGAUGUUACGUUUGCUGACUACUGACAAGACACUGGACAACUAUGACCAUUAAAAAAAAAUCUUUUUUAAGACUGUGUGUUCACUGAACUUAUAGCACUAUAGAGGGUCUGCUAAUAAGUGCGCAUUUCAUAAAUUUGUGAAGCUGUACGUGACUAACACUGCGUGAUGAAGCAAUCCAAACCGUGUGCGUGGCACAGUCACUAGAAUUGGCAAGCAUUCAGUUUGUGAUGCAGAAAAUCCAUGAAAAGGUUUUAGAUAAGUUUUACACUGCUGGAAAUGCAGCGAAUGGGACACAAGGGUAUUAUGGCCAAAAAGCUUGAUGAUGUCCCGCUGGUACAGGGUCCGACCUUCGGUGAACGUAAUUUUCAUCACUUUUCUGAGAUGAAUCUAGACAGGAUCUACAUGGAUUACAAUGCUACUACCCCUCCAGAACCAGAGGUGAUUCAGGCCAUUUCUGAAGCCCUCCAGGAUGCCUGGGGAAACCCAAGUAGCAACUAUAUAGCAGGUGCUAAAGCUAAGGCUAUCAUCAAUCAGUCCAGAGAAAAUGUGGCAAGAAUGGUUGGAGGGAAAGCAGAGGACAUCAUUUUUACCUCAGGCGGAACUGAGGCCAAUAACCUGGUGUUGCACACCGCUGUAGAGCACUUCAGGAAGCACUGCAGGGCUGCAGAACAAGGUGCAGGACACCAGAAUGGAUGCACGGGCCUUCCUCACAUUAUUACUUCUAAUGUGGAGCAUGACUCAGUCAAACUAGUUGCUCAGCACCUUGAAAAGGAAGGAAAAGCAGACGUGACUUUUGUGCCCGUCUCUAAGGUGACAGCCCGGGUCGAGGUGGAGGAUAUCAUUGCCGCUGUGCGCCCCAACACUUGUCUCAUCUCUGUUAUGCUGGCCAACAAUGAGACGGGAGUCAUUAUGCCGCUUCAGGAGAUCUGCCAAAGAAUAAAGUCUCUGAACAAACAGCGUGAGCGCCUCAGGAUCCUGCUCCACACAGAUGCUGCUCAGGCCUUGGGGAAAAUCCGAGUUGAUGUCAGUGAUCUGGGAGUGGAUUACCUCACCAUAGUGGGACACAAGUUCUAUGCCCCUCGCAUUGGUGCUUUGUACGUGAACGGCCCUGGGACCAAAACUCCAUUGUAUCCGAUGCUUUUUGGUGGAGGACAGGAGAGGAACUUUAGACCAGGCACAGAAAACACACCGAUGAUUGCCGGUCUUGGAAAGGCUGCAGAGCUGGUGACCUCUAAUCUGUCAGAUUAUGAGAGUCAUAUGCAAAGAAUUAAACUUUACUUAGAAGAACGACUGCAGGCCGUGUUUGCAGGCCGGAUCCGCUUCAACAGCCAUUUCCUCGGCUCUGAUAUCCUCCCUAACACAUGUAACGUGUCCAUCCUGGGCCCAAGAUUACAAGGCUGGAGAGUAUUGUCAAACUGCAGGAGGCUGCUAGCCAGCGUCGGCGCCGCCUGCCACUCAGACAGUGGAAACAGACCUUCCCACAUCCUUCUGAGCUGUGGCGUCCCCUCAGAGGUGGCAGCUAACGCUAUGAGGCUGAGCGUUGGCAGGGAGACGACUGAAGCAGAUGUGGAUGCAGUUGUGGAGGACCUGAGGGAAACCGUGCAACUGUUGGAAGAAAUGAACUGAUGGCUUUCAUUUGCACAAAGUUAUUCUGCAGGUCAAAUAAGAAUGCACAGAGCUAAACAUGCGCCAUCUGUGUUUAUCGACACUUUAACCGAUCAUGUAAAAUGCAUGAAAUAUUUCAUAUAAAUAAUAAAAAUGGAAAACUCAAAGUGACCUUAGGGGUGAUGUUAUGUAGGAGUGUACUCGGCUCCCAUCACGUCAUGUGAGGAGCGCUUCAGCUAAUUGGAGUUGGGGAACAUGUAUGAGUGUUAUGAAAUAAAAUAUUUACAUGCACUUUUAA
Pundamilia nyererei is the source of this 2052-nucleotide messenger RNA. It is a transcript of the gene scly, whose product is annotated as selenocysteine lyase. The coding region runs from base 426 to 1775 and encodes 449 amino acids. The transcript is spliced from 13 exons. The record is from RefSeq and is a predicted model, not a curated record. Lineage: Eukaryota; Metazoa; Chordata; Actinopteri; Cichliformes; Cichlidae.